UUUAAUAUCCCAGCACUCGGGAGGCAGAGCCAGGCGGAUCUCUGUGAGUUCGAGGCCAGCCUGGUCUCCAAAGCGAGUUCCAGGAAAGGCGCAAAGCUACACAGAGAAACCCUGUCUCGAAAAACCAAAAAAAAAAAAAAAAAAUACUUAUGUACUCUGGGAGAAAAGCUAAUCGAAAUUUCAGAACUAACUUCUAGAAAGAGAAUUUAAGUGCAUGAGCUCCGUCUGGAGAUACCAGUAUUUAUUUAGUUGAGGGACCCAUUCAAUUGUCAUUUUUUUGAUUUUGUGUGUUUGUUUUUGAGACAGGGUCUCACCAUGUAGCUCUGGUUGUCCUGGAACUCACUAUGUAGACCAGGCUGGCCUUGAACUCAGAUCUUCCUGCCUCUGCCUCCCAAGUACGGGGGUUACCUGCUUCAAUUGUUCUUCUAAUUAAAUCCCACGGAAAGCUUCUAAAUUCCCCAGGGUAAGAUAAAAAAAAAAAAUGUGGUGAUAACACACAUGGCAUCUACCUGAAGGAUAUUUAUGGAUUUAAUUUUGGUAGGUGUGAAUAAUGUCAGUUCUGCCAUCUUCAAGAUUAAGGGGAUAGUAUGUAUGAGAAAGAAAAGAUUCAGGUGUUUGUAUUCUUGUAUUUGCUCCUUUUCUUUCCCUUACUCAAACAAACAGCAACUCUGCUUCCUUGCCUCAGGGCACUUUUGUGGCUGGGGAGAAAAAGGAGAAGUAGUUUUCAAAACUGUUUCCUUCCUAGCUUGAAAUGGCCACCCCCUAAUUUCUAUUUAAUAAGAGUUUAGGGCCAUUAAUCUGGUAGCAACUAGCAUAGGAGAUGACUAGAAACCUAUUGGCAAUACAUUGGCGUGCCAUUAGAUUUCAAUUAAAAUACCACUUUCUAAACCUGUCCACCUUGUCUUACACAAAAUGUUGAUCCACAGUACAACAACAAUGGGUUGUUAUUUUUAGUUAAGAUGCAGAAGAGAACACCAAGCAGAGGGGUUUUUAAUCUAAGCUGUCCUUGGUUGUUGUCAUGGUGGGGACAAGUUUUCAUGGAGAAUAAAAUUUCUCGUCUAGACCCAUUAAGAGAAGAGAGAAGCCUGUGGGUCUCUUGAACUGUAAGGAUUUGGUCCCUCAUACCUGGAGGGACCUCCUGACUGGGACAGUCUCAGAGCAAAUUGCUGAAAGAAGCUUCAGAGAGACAGGGAUGUAAAAGGUGGGGACGCCCAGACAUACCAGUGCUGCACAUAUAGAAAAAAUGCCGCAGUCUGGUGGAUCGGGGGUCAGCCCAUAGAUUCAUUGCAACUAACCUACUGUCAGUCGUUAAUUCUAGGUUCCUGGAUUCAUGAAUUCUAGUUGUGGAAUGAAUAAAAUAAACACAGCACUCUGCCAUCCAUAAGCUUACACUUGAGGAGUCCAAAGCAAUACCCAUUGCACUACAGAGCCUCCAAUCAAAAGCAAACAUUCUUUUCGUGUGUGUGUGUGUGUGUAUGUGUGUGUGUGUGUGUGUGUGUGUGUGUGUGUGUGUGUGUGAUGGAAAAUAAGCACAUUUUACAUUGAGUCACCCACACGAACACAGUUUUUGCUUUAUCUUGGCUGAGAAGCAAUUGAAAGCACAUAGGAGUAGCCUCUUCAGGAAGUCUUGAGGAAAGGUAAUGAUUCGUGAACUAAUCACUGGAGUAGAGAUUGGCUAAGCACAAACAUGAUAGAACAUGUGAGGGGAGAGGAGCAUGGCGUGACUUACAUGCGUAAAAGCAUGAAAAGAAUAGUCAGGGUUGGAAUGCACAGCAACGAGAAAAUUGUCACAGGAUCCAAAGCAGAGUAACCUGAUCACUAGAAGUCUUCUGUACAAAGUAGGUGACAUGUUUAUCAUGAUGCUGGGGAUGAUUCAGGACAUGUGUGUGCUGUGGGAUGGUCUGUAUGUUAAAUGUGUUGCUCUGAUUGAUUAAUAAAACACUGAUUGGCCAGUAGCCAGGCAAGAAGUAUAGGCAGGACAAAGAGAGAGGAGAAUUCUGGGAAGUAGAAGGCUGAGGCAGAGAGACACUGCCAGCCGCUGUGAUGAGAAGCAACAUGCUAAGACACUGGUAAGCCACGAGCUACGUGGCAACUUAUUGAUCAAUAGAAAUGGGUUGAUUCAAGAUAUAAGAACAGUUAGCAAGAAGCCUGCCACGGCCAUACAGUUUGUAAGCAAUGUAAGUCUCUGUGUGUUUACUUGGUUGGGUCUGAGCGGCUGUGGGACUGGUGGGUGAGAGAUUUGUCUUGACUGUGGGCCAGGCAGGAAAACUCUAGCUUCGUGUGUGUGUGUGUGUGGGGGGCAGCCCUGGAUAAAAUGUAAAAGCUUUAUUUAUGGAACACUUUCCUCCUUGGUAAGCAUUCAUACUGCCUCCCCUCCUUGCUAUUAUUGAAAUUAAUUCAUCACUGCCAUAAACUGAGAAUAUGAUACUUGAUUUGUUAAUAGGGCUGAAAGUAUGACCCAUCUCAUUUUAAGAGAAAAUCCUAAGACUAAAAAAGUCAUUAGUGCCGGGCGGUGGUGGCGCACGCCUUUAAUCCCAGCACUCGGGAGGCAGAGCCAGGCGGAUCUCUGUGAGUUCGAGGCCAGCCUGGUCUCCAAAGCGAGUACCAGGAAAGGCGCAAAGCUACACAGAGAAACCCUGUCUCGAAAAACCAAAAAAAAACAAAAACAAAAAAAAAAAGUCAUUAGUGCAGUGAUAUACCCUGGUGUUUGUAUACUUGGGUGGGUGUUGCCUUUUUCUGUUUGGAAGUCUGGCUUGGAUGGUAGCUGAAGAGCCAGUGGAAAGCUAGUGGAUGAUGAUGGUUGUGUGUCUCUCUCCUCCUCCCCCCUCCUCUUCCUUUUCUCUUUUCUCCAUUCUGAUAGAAUCUUGGAACAUUAGAAAUGUUCUCUUGGGUUGUCCCAUUUGUGUUACAGCCGAGUGCUUUGAGUGGACUGAAUGACCCAAAGAUUCUUGUAAACUUCCAAGGUAUGUUUAUUUCUACCAUGCCAAAUGAAUAAUUGAGGACUUGGAACACCCUGUUAAGGAAUGAUGGUGACUUAUGAUUAGAAAUUAUUCACAACUAUUUGAGGUCUCUAGGCUGGGAAAGGUGGUAAAGUGGACCUGAAAUUCUAGCGCUUGGGAGGCUGAGGCAGGAAGAUCAUGAAUUCAAGGGCGGCAUGGACUGUACAUAAGAAGGCACCACCUAUCUCAAAACCAGAGCAAAGAAACUAUGACUGUAGGCUGAAGGUGUAGCUUAGCAGUGUAGCACUUGCCUAGACUAGGUCAGGAUGGGGGCUCAAUUUCCAAUGCUACAUAAGUCAGAAGCAACAAGAAGAAAUCUAUUUAAAAGACCCGGGGAAAUAGAUAUAAAUUAACGUCUAAUAUACAUGUGUGAGUGAACACACACACACACACACACACACACACACACACACACACUUCAAUGCAUAGUAGACAUCUGUUUUUCAUUUCUUUACAUUUCACCUGUCUGGCAUCAUUUCUACUUCCUAUUAAUAGCAGGAUAUAUGUCUACUUGUACAGAAUCUGGUGAUAUUUCUUAAGGUGCUUUUGCCACCACGAACGUGAACCAAUUGGGGUUCUUGAUUGCAAAUAACAGACAUUGAUACUGCCCUCCUUUUCUGCUGCUGUGAGAGGCAUGACCACAGAGAUGAAGGUUUAAAACUAGACAAAAUUUAAACCCAGAGUUUCCCUGCGCCAAGAGUACGUGAUACAUCAGUGACAUUCUCUACUCAGCAUCAUAGGAGGCUGAGGUCAGGAUGCUGGCAGGUACAUUCUCUCUGAACCAGGCUCACUGGUUGUUGGUAUUCUGUUUCAUGUAGAACCAUGGUCCUAUUUUCUUGCUGGCUAUCAGUCGGCCACAAGCUGUUCCCGUGUCUUUGUUUUAUGGCCUCCUCCUUUAGGUAACUAACAACACGAUGUCUGCCCAUCCAGACCAGCAGGAAAAUCUCUGGAAAGGACCUAGUGUCUAUUUUAAGAGCUUUCCCUCAAAUUCAAGUCCAUUUGAGGCAGCCUCCCUUCUUUCCCCUUUAGUGAGUUAUUGUUAAAAUGUACACUGAAAUUUUAUCAGUUAAACUUAUUUUUUGGUGGUAGUAGAGGUGUAACUCAGAGCUUCUUGCAUUCCACACAAGCAUGAUAGCAUUGAGUUACAUCCUCAUCCUAGCCAUUUUGAGCCGCUUUUAAGUGUACAGUUCAGUGGCAGUAAGUGCAGUAAUGUUUGAUGCGUCCAUUGCCAGCGUCUGUUCACAGAAGUUGCUCACCUUGCAAGGCAGAAACUCAGUGUAUUGAACAGAAUUCUAUGCCCUGUUCCCUCCAAUCCCGAGCAACCAUGACUCUUGUUUCUGAGAGUUUCACUACUGAGUAAUUCAUAAAUAGAAUUACGUAGUAUCUAUACUUUUGUGAACAGUUUAUUGCCCCUAGCCUAAUGUCUACAAAUUGUAUCCAUAUUAUAGCACGUGCCAGAAUUUCCUCCUGCAUAUUAUGGAUAGGGAUGUAUCAUGUUUGACUUGUCAUUUAUUUAUUUAUUUAUUUAUUUAUUUAUUUAUUUAUUUAUUUAUUUAUUUAUUUAUUUAUUGGUUUUUCAAGACAGGGUUUCUCUGUGUAGUUUUGGUGCCUGUCCUGGAGCUCACUCUGUAGAGUUAGCAUUUUACCCAUUAAUAAUCACUAGGUUGCUUUUACAUUUAGGCCACUGUUAUAAAUAAUUAUGAGAAUCUGAUUGCACUUCUUUGGUAUAUACCCUCAAGAGUGGGAUUUCUGGAUCACAUGGCUGUUCUAGCUUUAAUUUGUAAAAGCCCACCAUACUAUUUUGUGCUCAAAACUAUUUUACACUCCAACCAUUCAAAAUAUUUUACUCUCCCCCACCUCAGGUUCUCAAGCUAGAACCCAGGGCUUCAUGCAUACUUGGCAAUUGCUCUACCACUGGGUACACCCUCUGCCCAAGAAACAUUUUUUUUAAUAACUAAGAAUCAGCAGGUUUGGAACAUUACUUGCAUGGGUUGAAAUUCUUUUGGUUUGUGUCAUAUAACCUUAUUAUGGAGCUGGAACCCUUUACAUUCACAGUCCCUCCUACCCUCAAGAGGAUUAUAUAUAGUGUAUACACCAGAGAUAAGAGUUUUAGGGACCGACCAACUUUGAAUUCUACUUACUGUACUUUUAUAGGCAAAAAUAUUUAUGUAAAGGAUAAUAACUGGCUUCGGAGUUAGUGUGAAGGCUGCUAAUUAGCCACCAUAAUCAGUAGGAAAAAAUGUGAGGAAGAUAAUAUCAAACAGAUCACCCUAUGCGAAAACUCUGUGGAAUGGCAUUGCUGGUAUCACUGUUGAUGUUGCCUAAGACAGUAAAAAACUAAAAAAACCCACUGUAACUAGCCCCCACAGAGCUCCUUCCUCCUAGCAUUCACCUUUAUAUAAAGCCUUCACCUUGUUUCUCUGUUGCUUUGUGUGACCAUCGGGUACAGCAACUAUAAUAAUCUGUUACUUCCAAGAUGAAAAAACAAAAAAACACUGUGACCUCAGUCUUGGAUCUCUAUCACUUGGGUGAAUCACUGUCCCUGGGAGUAUUCUGCAGGCCUGUCUGGAGACACUCAGGCAGCCUUACAGAGAAGCCCACACAGUGAGACACCAGAGCUUCCAUCUAAGUGUGUGAGCCUUCUGAAAAGCAGAUUAUCUAGCCCCAGUUAAGCCUUCGGGUAAAUGACUACAGCGCUGACUGCUGGUGAGCUACAAAGGUUUGUUUUUGUUUGUUUGUUUGUCUCUAGGAGUUUUAAACAAAGUUGAACACAAAUAGAGAAUUGUCAUAGGGGAACUCUGACCACCUGGUCCUUUGCAAACAGAUGGUUGCUCUCACUGUUGCAGAUGAAGCUUGCCGACCCCUCCAUUAUGGCUACCAAGAGCAAACAUGAGCUCUUCUGCAUUUUUACAACAUUUUCUCCAAUCCCAAGUCCUCAGCAUCAAUGUCCAGUUAAAGACCAAGUGAAGAAAGAACUCCUAGCCCAGUUGGGCAUCAAUAGUGGAUGCCAUUGCCCUUCCAAAAUCCCUGACAUUUUUUCUCCAAAAAGUUAGGUUAAAAAUAGGCGAACAAGCCGGGUGGUGGUGGCGCACGCCUUUAAUCCCAGCACUCGGGAGGCAGAGCCAGGCGGAUCUCUGUGAGUUCGAGGCCAGCCUGGUCUCCAAAGCGAGUUCCAGGAAAGGUGCAAAAAAAAAAAAAAAUGGGCGAACAACUCGCAUACCUCUAUCUAAAGCAAAUAGAUAGACUCUCUAUAGCAUUAGCAAAGUCAGUUUCUACUUUGGGGUCUGUACCACUUGAUUUUUUUUUUUUUUUUACCCUCCUUCAACCCACAUACGGAGUUUUGGGAGAUACCCAUUCUUCCAAUACAUCCAGUGCUGUGGAUAUCGCUCUGUAUAAAUAAAAUGCUGAUUGGCCAGUAGCCAGGCAGGAAGUAUAGGCCGGACAAGCAGAGAAGAGAAUUCUGGGAACAGGAAGGCUGAGUCAGAGAGAUGCCACCAGCCGCCGCCAUGAAAAGCAAGAUGUAAGGUACUGGUAAUCCACGAGCCACGUGGCAACUUAUAGAUGAAUAGAAAUGGGUUAAUUUAAGAUAUAAGAACAGUUAGCAAGAAGCCUGCCACGGUCAUACAGUUUGUAAGCAAUCUAAGUCUCUGUGUGUUUACUUGGUUGGGUCUGAGCAGAUGUGGGACUGGCUGUGAGAGAGAGAGAGAUUUGUCCUGACUGUGGGCCAGGCAGGACCAGGAAAACUCUAGCUACAAUUCAGUUUUGCUAAUAACCAGAGAUAGUUUCUGUGAUGGGAGCGAAAGAAAUCUAGUAAGUAACAAAUGUUCAAUGGUUUUCCCCUUAGCUUGGUCUGUAACCAAAUACUCCAAAUUUCUGCAUCAAAAGCCAUCUCUUUGUAUUUUUGUUAUUAAUGAAGGUAAGUUUAGGCUAUUAUUUAUUUAUUCAUUUAGCAAAAUACUAUUAAACAUUUUUCCAUAAGUCAAAUCUUAUGCUGGCUUUAAGAAUAAAUGGUAUUGUCUUUUCAAAAUGACUCAAAAUAUGAAAAUUCCCCUCAAAUGUUAGGUAAGAAACAAGAAACAACUCAAUCUAAAUCAAUAAUAUUAACGUGAAGUUUUAACAAUAUAAACACUCAUCUUGUGUAAUCACCAAUGUCUAGUGGACAGCUCAACUCCUGUGACCAAGCACAGCACCACUAAUAAUAGAGCAACCUUCAUUAAGUACUUUGGUGUUAUCUAGGUUACAUUUCUUUUUCUAAUAUGGAUAUCCUGAGCCCAAUAAAACUUUCACAUGAAAUAUAUCUUUCUAAGAAAUUUAAGAAUAGAAGAACAUAUUAGAUAUUACCAAAAGGAUUUAAUCAGACAUACUCAAACACACUCAAAAUGUAAAGUAUUCUAUUAGGACAGUUGGCCUGGUAUAUUAAUAAAAGACCAUGUAGUAAAAUUUUUUUAAAUGUUUAAAAAAUGAUUUGUUUCUUUUUAUUUCUGUGCAUGCAUGUCUGUGUGAAGGUAUCACAUAUCCUGGAGCUGGAAUUACAGACAAUGGUGAGCUUCCAUGUGGAUGCUGGGACUUGAACCGGGGUCCUCUGUAAGAGCAGCCAGUGCUCUUAGCUGCUGAGCCAUCUCUCCAGCCCCAAUUUUGUUGUUGUUUUGUCUAUUGCUUUUGGCUUUUGGUUUUUCAAGACAGAAAUUCUCUGUGCAGCCCUGGCUGUCCUGGAACUAGCUCUUUAGAUCAGGCUGGUCUCAAACUCACCGAGAUCCACCUGUCUCUGCCUCCCAAGUGUUGGGAUCAGAGGCAUGCACUAUCACUCAGGUGUUAAAUAAAGACAAGCCUGAGUAAUAUGAAGCAAAUCUGGCAAUGUUUGAACUUUUGAGUAAGUAGCAAAUAUUUGUAUCAAGCUUCCUUUUGGGCCCCAUAAACCACAAUAAUGUGGAACCCAUGGCUUCCAAAUCAUGCCACGGAGACUUACUAAUUAUGAAUGCUCGGCCUUAUCUUAUGCUUGUUCCACUAACUCUUAUAACUUAUUUUAACCUGUUUCUCUUCAUCUACAUUUUGCCUCAGAUAUUUUUUUUAACCUUUCUUUCAUUCUGUAUGUCCUACUCUGUGUCUUUCUAGCUGGAAGCUGCCCGCCUGGCCCUAGGCAUCUCCCUCUCUUUCUCCCUUGUUCUCUUCUCUCUUCUUUCUCGAGCCCAGAUUCCUCCUCCUACUCAUUCUCUCUGCCCACUCGCCCUGUCUAUCCCUCUCCUGCUAUUGGCUGUUCAGCUUUUUAUUAGACCAAUCAGGUGCCUUAGGCAGGCAAAGCAACACAUCUUUACAUUAUUAAACAAAUUCAGCAUAAACAAAUGUAACACAUCUUUGCCUACUUAAAGCAUCUGCAGCAUAAACAAAUGUAACACAUCUUUACAUAGUUAAAGUAAUAUUCCACAACAGAUAUUCCCAUAUUUACUAUUCUUUCAGAUUUUCUGUUUGAACUUCCCUGUCCCCAUGGCAAAGGAUAACCACAAGGCCUUAUACACACUUGGCAAAGUGCCCUACCUUGGAGCUAUGUACCUAGCCCCUGAAAAUUUGUUUUCCUUUUCCUUCUUUUUAUGUGUAUGUGUGUAUGGGGUGUGUGUGUAAGUGUGUUUGCAUAUGUGUAGUCACAUUUGCAUGUACAGGUGCUUGUAUAUAUGUAUGUCAUGUGGGUACUAUUUCCUUUUCUGUAGCCGUGGUAAAAUAUCAGACACAAAGCAAAUUAAGGGGCAGAAGUGGUGGCCCACACAUUUAAUCCCUGUUCUUGGGAGCCAGAGGGAAGCAGAUCUCUGAAUUCUGAAUUCAAGGUCAGUGUGGUCUGUAUAGCAAGUUCCAGACCAGCCAAAGCCACAUAGUGAUACCCUGUCUCAAACAAAACAAAACAAAACAAGACAAGACAAGACAAAACAAAUAAACAGACAGACAAGUUAAGGAUGAAAAGAUUUGUUUUGGUUUAUGUUUCCAGAUGGAUAGAGUCAUGGUUGAUCUUUUAGCUGACUUGAAGAGUCAACUUGACACAGCCCAGGUUAUUGGGGGGGGUACACCUAUCAGAUUAGCCUCUGGACAUGUCUAUGGAGCAUUUUCUUGAUUGCUGAUUGAUUUAGAAGGGCCCAAGGCACUGGGAGUAGUACCAUCCCUAGUCAGGUUGGCCUGGCCUAUAUACAAAAGGUAGGUGGAUGUGAGACUAGAAUCAAGCCAGUAAGCAGCAGUCAGUCCUCCAUUGUCUCUGCUUUAAGCUGCUUCCCUGGCUUCCCUUGAUAACGUAAGACGACACAAACCCCUUCUUCCUCGUGUUGCUUUCGCUCAUGGUGUUUAUCACAGCAACAGAAAAAUAAACUAGAACAGAGGAGAAGGAACCUUAAUAGCCUGGGAAAGUGUGGCAGCAGGAAACCUCUCUUUUCACAGGUUGGAGGUGUGGUCUUGCCCCCAGGGAAGGGUUUCUACUGUUCCAGUGCAGAGCCCGGAGGCUUCUUUUUAAUGAUACUAUCAUGAUUCACAGUUGAAGCCUCGUUUCCAGCAUGUGACUUGACUGCAAUCUUAGUCUUCGUGGUGCUCUUUUUCUCUUUUUUUCCUUCCAAACAUCACAGUGUUCAUUUCUUUCCUGCACUGUUACUCCAUUUCACUGUAGAUCUGCGUAAGUGUAAUCAGUAAUAACAGUCCCGUAGACUCCGUGUUAAUGCUAUCUAGAAAUUCAUUCCACCAAAGAAGUUAAAAGAAUCGCUUUUUAAUUCAGCUUCAAGUAAUUUCUCAGAAUGUGGACAGAGCACAGCCAGGUUCUUUGCGUAAAUAGCAUGGGUUACCCUUUUUUUCUGGUAGCAGCCUUGUUCCCCUCUGUAACGUCCUAAGCCAUGCAUCUAUUAUCCACAUUUUUCUCAACAUUUUUAUCUUCCAUGUUCUCACUAGAGUGGCCUAUUAAGCUCUGCUUCUAACAUUAACUACUUCUCUCUCCCAAGGUUCUGAAGUCCCCCCUUAAGCAGUCCGAAGGCAUAAAAGCCAUUGAUCAGGUUUUCACAGUGCACCCCACUCUUGAUACCAAUUUCUGUAUCCAUUACUUUCCUGUUGCUGUUAUAAAGUACCCCGACAAAAAUCAAGUCAGGAAAAAGAGAGUUUUAUUUUGAUUGAUAGUCCCAAAGAGAUAGAGCCCAUCAUGUCAGGGAAGGUAUAACUGCAGGAGCCCAAGGCUGGCAGAUCACAUUUUCAUCCACAUGUCACAAGCAGAGAGAAGGUACAGGAAGUGAAAUGGGACUAUAAAACCUCAAAGCCUGCCCCCAGGAUAUACCCCCACCACCAAAACACUGCUUCCUAAAAGUUCCAUAAUGUCCCCAAACAGCACCACAAGCUUGGGACCAAGUAUUCUGUAAGGAACACAUGUAAGGCCUAGGGUGAACAACCCUGGUCAGGAAUGAUAAGCAAUAGAAUGAUGUAAGUAAACCACAAAUGGAGUAGUGAUAAGCUAUAAGCUAUGUGUGGAAGUAGGGAUAAGACUAGAAACCUAGCCAGGAAAGAAUAUAAAAGAUGAAGCCUCAGACCCGACCAACAGAGCUCGUCAGGCCCUCGCGCGAGACGACUCUCCUCUGCCAGAGACGUGAGAUCCUGUCCCCAGUGCAGACGUGGCUGACCUGAGGAAGGCUGACCCAAGAUCCAGAGGAACAGACGUGGCGAGUCCGGACCUGUAUACCCGGAGAGGUACUCCUGCUUCCAUUUGGAAGACAGGAUGAAUAUUGCUUGUAAUCUUACUGUGUGAAUAAAUGAGUGUUAUACCAAGUCUGAAUCAAGAGUGAUUAUUCCUCCCCCGUAACUGGGGUAUGUGCUCGCUACAGUUGGCGUAGUCGGCAGGAUUUUGGGCUUAAAGCCUCCUUGACCACUGAGCACUGAGGAAUGUAAAAUAAGUAAUACAAAAGAAUUGGCUAUUACUCUGGUGGAGUAACAAAUUACAGGAAACCAAAUAAACUAGCAAGUGACCUCAAAGCCGCUCUGAGAAAUCAACUCCUCGAAGUCAACUCUGAGGACCUAAAGAAAAUCUGAAGGUCCAAGGAGGAAGAACUGGUAGGAGAGAGAGUAUCAGAAGCAGACGGGAAACACCACCCUCCCUAAGGGUGCGGAGUACCGAAAGAAUACCGGACACCUUGAUGCCAACCCAGACCCCUGGGGAAGAGCGGAAGGUGCUGGGAAAGAGCUAAAUGAGGCGCUGGCUGGCCAAAAGGAUAGAAAGGAUCGCGGAUUUGAAAUUUGAAAAAUUGAUAACUGAUUCUUUGAAUCAGUCUAAACGAAUUAGUGACUGGGAGUGGUACCGUAGGAAAAAAUUAAUUAAAUUUUUGUACGGCUUGGUAUACCACUUACAAUGAAUAGAUUAAUUAAGAAAUUUAAGAAGACUAACAUCUCCCCAGUGACAGGUAGAGAAUACCAAGAUGAGGUUGAAGAACAGUGGGGAAAAGUAGCCUCCAAGGUUAAAAAUAAGGCCGGCAUGAAAUCAGUAAAUGUAACUAACACAUUAACAAAUCCGGAUGUGGUAGAACAAGAAUUAGAGGGAUGUAGCAAGGCACAAACUACCGCACUGCUUAUGAAAACGGUGCAGGAUAUUGAUAAGGACAGAUUAAUGGGCAAAAGGCUAGCCUUAAACAUAGUGAGGAAGGAACAGGAGCGUAGCGCUACUCCUGGAUGGAAUGGAUGUAACACCGUACCAUCAUUUCCUGUCUCUACCCAAAGUAAGAGAACUCCUAUUAGAAGUACUAUAUCAGCUCUGAACCCCUUCAGCACUGGAGGAGGUAGUAAUCGUCCCAAAUUUGAAAUGGGAACGAAGUUUGAGGAAAUCAGGCCAUAUACUCCUCAGGAGAUCUCAGAAUUACGGAAAGAUUAUGCCCAAAAUGGACAGAAAGACGCAGAAUAUAUGUGCCGACUGUGGGAAAAGGGAGCUGACACAGUCAUGUUAACUGAUCUAGAAAUGAGAAAGAUCAGAAACAUAGUAGAGAACCCCUCAGUAUCAGAAGCUCUAGAGCAUGUAAUUGAGACAUCAAAAGGCGAUACACAUCCACUAUUAGAUUGGAUUACUGCAGCUUGGAGAUUUGCAUUUCCAACAUUAGACCUCACUCAAUUUGAAUCAGCAGCACAGUGGACAACAUAUGCACAAGCCAUAAAACAAUGUAGAAAAUUAGGCAUAUUGUAUUUCAUAUACAACCAGGUACCCACACCUCAAGCCGCACCUUUUACACCACAAUUUAAAAAGAUCAUUAUUAAAGGAGCUCCAGCACACCUUAAAAUGAGCCUAGCUGGACCCCUGCAGGCAUGUCAAACCAUCUCAGAUGCCAUGGAAUUCUUUAAAUCUUACAGGGAAAUGGACAUAGACAAGGUAGUAUCAUUCAAUGUUAAUAAGAAACAGGACAAGAAGAAAUUUACACCGCGGUUUUCGAACAUAAGACCAUUUGGGAAAGCUAAUCAAAUGCCCAUAAGACAGAAUGCAAAUAAACCAUGGAACCCAAUUAGAAGGUUGACAGGAAGGAAAAAUAUCCCAUGGAGAGAGACACAGAGCAACCCAUGGAGACAGACAUGCCAACCAAAACCUUUUUUAGGCAAUCGAAAUUUCAAACCAAAUUUCAGACCAAAAUUUUUCAAUCAGAACAAUCACAGGCCCCCAAGAGCAGGACCCCCCAGACGCUACAUACCAAGACGGACUUGAUCAACCCGGCUGGUAGACCAUUCGUAGCUAUACCUAUAAUAACUAACAAAGGGCCGAGAAUAGUAAAAUGGCUAAUAGAUACAGGUUCUGAAAUUAGUAUAAUAACGGAAUUUACAGAACAUUUUAAAACUGAUAAAAGGAUUAUAAUACAGGGAGUAGCAGCAGAAACAGAAGUACCAGUAAUAAAAUUAAGACUCAAAUUAUAUAAUAAGGAAUAUGAGAUUGAAGCAGCUAGCUUCAAUGCACCCUGUAAUAUCCUAGGCAUUAAAGAAAUAAGAAAAUUAUUCCCAGACUUUCUAAAUAAUAAGAGAAUAGCUAAGGUCAGAUGUAAUCUAGCAGAAGUAAAAAUACAACCUAUUAAAUUACCACACACACCCCCGACCUUCACGGCACAAUACCCUAUCAAAGGAGGUAUUAAGGAAAUAACAGAGACUAUACAAACUUUGCUAAAAGAAGGCAUUAUAGAGAAAUCUCAAUCAUUCAAUUAUAACAGCCCAGUAUGGCCGGUGCUGAAACCUAAUGGCAAAUGGAGAUUUACAGUUGACUUCAGGAGAAUAAAUGAAAAAACACCUAAACUUCCAGGACAACUUCCUGAUGUGGAAGACAUCUUUCUUAGAAUUAAAAAUUCAGCUCCAAAGGCAAUGGCAACUAUAGACUUAAGUGAUAUGUUCUUUGGAAUCCCAUUACACCCAACAUCUAGGGAACUUACUACAUUUACAUGGCAAGGACAGCAAUAUCAAUUCUUGAGACUCCCUCAAGGGUAUUUGAACAGUCCUAUUAUUGCACACAACACCUUAACAACUACAUUAAAGAGCUUUGAGCCAGAAUCAGACUGUAACAUAUACACCUAUGUAGAUGAUAUAAUGAUAGUAGGACAAGCCAUUGACAAAGUACAAAGUACAUUAGAGAAACUAAUUCAACAUUUAAGAAAUGAAGGGUGGACUAUAAACCUAGAAAAAGUAAAUAAAGCAGGAACAGAAGUAAAAUUCUUAGGGGUACAUUGGACUACAGAAGGACCAACAAUACCCGAAACAAUAAUAGAUAAAUUAAAACAAAUUAAGCGACCCCAGAAUAAAACUGAGGUACAACAUCUAAUUGGCCUAUUUGCAUAUUGGAGGCAACAUAUUCCAUACUUACAGAUCAUAUUACAGCCUUUAUAUAAAAUAACAAAGAAAGCACAGGAUUUUGAAUGGGACCAAAACUGCGAAAAUGCCGUUAAAUUGGUACUGGAAUAUAUAAACCAGUAUAGCCACCUAUAUUAUAUACAGCCCGGUGACCACGUAUUUGUGGACAUCUUGUAUAUGCAGGGUUAUGGUAAUUGGAAUAUAUUUUCAAAAAAUAAAGACAGGGAAACGCCAAUAGGCUUCUACUGCAAGAAAUUCCCAUGGUCAGAGAACAAAUAUUCGCUGUUCGAAAGAACCAUAUGGACAGCCUACGAGGCAUUCAGGACAAUCCACUCACUGCUCAAAGAGAACCAUGUGACUCUCCGAUCACAUAUACCCAUUUUGGACUGGGUAAAGGCACCAGGAGAGGCAUGGGCUGGACUACCCAUGGAAGGAAAGGUACUUCAAUGGAAAUGGUACCUUCAGGAGUUCCUUCGAUCAACACCUCUGUCAGCAAAGGGGUCGGUACCAGCGGUAUCGGAGUCGAUACUUCAGUCCGACAGGCCCAUGACUCCAGAGGGAUACAUUUUCCCAACCUCAACCCCUCCCCAGAAACAGGUACCAAUGGGCCAUUGGGGGACUAGAGAGUACGAUCCCUCUCUGGUUAAUGCCUGGUUCACCGAUGGAUCAGCAACCACGGUGAACAACAAAGUGAGAUGGAGAGCAGCCGCUUAUAGACCUGGGGAUGGAAUGGUCAUUACAGACCAGGGCACUGAUAAAUCAGCCCAACAUGCAGAAGUUAUAGCCGCACUAUUGGCGAUAAGACAAACUAUAAAGGACAAUUAUAAACAAAUUUAUUUAUACACCGAUUCAUGGUGUGUGGCAAAUGGCAUAGCAGUAUGGUCAGGUAAAUGGAGAAAUAAUGGAUGGAAAAUUAAUGGUAAAGACAUAUGGUCAAAGGCAGCAUGGCAGGAAUUGGAUGCAGCAAGCAGACUAAUCAAAAUCAUAGUAUACCAUGUAGAUGCACAUACCAAGAAACAGGAUGAGACAAGUAAAAACAAUGAAGUAGUAGACAAACUAGCUUCAGCGUUAAGUAUAAAGUUAAAAGGUACAUGGAAGGCAAACAUUAAUCCAGAAACAGGAAAAGGUAAAAUACAGAGAGAAUGGAUACAGGUAAGACCAUCAACUAAGGACAUACCUAUAAGUACAGAAGAGAUACUGAAAAUCCAUGAGCAGUUAGGACAUAUAGGUACACAUGCACUAAAAAGUUGGUUCGAUAAAAGAAAUCUUAAGAUGACAUGGCAGACAAUAAGGAAAGCAAUCAAUAGUUGCAACAAUUGCCCAAAGGCUAUUACAAGAUUAACACACAAUUACCAAGGGAUAAUAGGACACCGAAUGGAUUUUAAUAGAAUCCUACAAAUAGACUUCAUAGGACCGUUAAACAGCUUCAAGGGAAAAUAUUGCUGCACCCUAGUAGACAUAACAACAGGUCUCGGGAUGGCCCGAGAAAGCACACACCCAGACCAAAACACAACAAUACUUACAGUCUGGGGAUGGUGUGCAGCAUAUGGAAUACCUGAUAUAAUACAAUCAGACCAAGGAACUCAUUUCACAGGAGCCAAAACACAAAGAAUGGCUAGAAACUUAAACAUUCAAUGGGACUUCCAUAGAGCCUAUACACCGACAGCAGCUGGAGCAAUAGAAAGAUGGAACGGAAUGAUUAAAAAACAGCUAGAGAUGCAUAAGGGAAUACCACUGUCAUUAGCAAUAAAAAUAGCAACUUAUGAAUUGAAUACCAGACCCAGAAUAAAUAGGAAGUCACCAAUAGAAGAAGCUAUACAAAAACAACACACAAUAGAUUAUCCUACAGUUAUAGAUAGAGAAGUAAUAAGGAAUCCUAAUUGCCUUUACAGGAACCGGAAGAAUAACAAAUUAUCCCCAGCAGAAAUAAUAGCACCAGGAACAGGAAACAACGUGUGGAUAACUCAAGGUAAAAAGGACUUGAAAUUAGUCAGGCUGGAGGAUAUAGCAUAAAUGUGUGUCAGGGAGGUGAUAUUCAUAAGGGCAACCCUCCUGACGAUUUGGCUAAUAGCUAUUGCAGUAUACAUAGUACUGCCAAUCUUAGAAUUUGUUUUUCCCUUCUGUAACAUCAUUUACCAAAGAAGCUACUCAUACAACAUAGUCAACAAUACCAAUCCUGGAUACGCUUCUGCAGCAUCCAGAACAGCCAACUUCACGGUAUGCUGGAUACACUAUCUGCACAGGAGGCAAUAAGAAUAGCAAAGGUGAUGUGCACAUUGAAGGCAAGCAAGCUAUAUGCUAUUGGAGCCUUUGUGUGCUCAUUUUUCUGUCUCAGGUUAGCAGAUGUGAUGGCAAUAACAGCAUACCAAUGCCAGCCCUAUUGGACAGUACACCCACAACAAACAGACCCACCACCACACCACAUGUUAUACAAGUGGGCACUAGGAAACAGAAUACCGUUGCUACACCAACAAUUUAUGAUCUAGAAGGCAAAUUACCGCUAUAUUGGUCAGCAGAGAGAAGAUUUACACAUUACAUAGGAAAAACACACAGUUUUUGGCAAAAAUAUGCAGCAUGUUUAACAUAUGCCUGGUAUAAGGGUUGCGAUCAAUAUAGAAUGGCACUUAGCAUAUACCAUCCAAACAAAGAAUAUAUGUUAGAAUCAGGGGAUGAUGUUAACACCAACAUACAUGAGCAGAACCCGUUAAAAUGCCAUUACAAUGAAUUAUGGACCAACAUUACCAAUCACGCAGCCAUAUACAACAUGUAUUGGACAAAGAAUUCACAUAUCAGAACAAACACAUUAAGGGUAAACUCACACUAUAGGACCAAUACAAUGGGAAUAGAGACAGAACCAGAAUUUGACUGCGAACUAGGCAUGAAUAGCUCCUUUGUGAGACAAUAUUUCGCACCAGUAAUAGCACAACAAAUGGAGGAGAUAGGUAUGCUGUAUAAUAAGACAUCAGAAAGGUGGGAAGAACAAGUGUAUAAUUACAAUGAUGACUAUUAUGAUGGUGAUUACCCUGCUAGUACAACACCUAAAGUAAUUACAACACCUAUAAACCCAUGCAACCCUAUGAAUUGGACAGUAUGCAAUGAUGGUGAAAUGGUAAAACCAUGGCCAGUAGUAUCUGGAAUAAUACCAUUACCCAAACCCUGGGGAAAUAGAUGUCCCAAUAACUUAUGGAGAUACAUUCAAAAACAUAAGCUAGAUGUACCAGGACAAAAUAAUACUAACUGGUUAUGCGUAGCAGACUAUCCCAAUUUACCAUUCUAUGGUAACUUCUCUGUAUUAUAUAGCACAGAUAACCCAUCAGUAAAAGGAAAGGAAUGGAAAUGGGAUGACUGGACAAAAAUAUUGCAAUUAGGAGUAGAACAUUGGAGAUUCCCAAUCAUACUUACAGAUAUUAUACAACAACCUUGGGCUUCAAUGAGACACACAAUGAAACCUAAAUAUGAUUGCAACACAGACACCAUAACACACAUUUGCAUACUUACAGUAAAUUCCACAUUACACAGGGAAAAACACUCUUUUGCAUAUGCAUGUAUAAAUAUGUCCGAAGCAAAUACAAACAUUAGACAAAACAACAAUACAAAGACUAUAGUGGACCUACAUGUAGGACCUUUAUUUACUGGAAGAACAUCAAGGUCAGUACAAGAUUUAAUAGCAAUCACAGAUAUAAUAGGCCAGAAAAUACCAUGGCUAGGAAUUUUUGUGGACAGUACUGCAAAUAUAACAGCUACUAAACAGGUCCAGGCAAUAAUGAGAUUUAAUGACGACCAACAGUCAUAUCCAACAUAUUUUACGCAAGCAAGUAAUUUGGGAUUUUUUAACCUAACCUUAGCAAAAUCACUAACACAAGGUACCACAAGCUUGAGAAACAAAUUAUCAUGCUUUACCGAAACAAAUAAUACAGCGGUACGGACUAACUGUACCACAAAUAAAGCAACCACAAUAAUAAAUUUGAAUAUAUAUGGUAAAAUUACCAUAAUAAACAAACAUAUGUCACUAGUAAAAUUUGACAGCACACCAAUAUUAACCAUAGGCAUGAUACAUGAACCAAAACAUAAAAUACAUAACAUGCUAGGUGGCAGUAAGAUAUCAAUUUGCUGGUUUCACGAAUCUAAAGACUUACUGGACAUGCCCAUACCCUGGGAAGUCAGUGCCAAUGUUACUACAGAUGAAGUAGCAGCAAAAAAUAUUUUCAUAUUUAAUAGGGCAAUUGAACAAAAGGCAUACAAUUUCACAGGUAUAAGGGAGGUAGAAUAUAUCCCACCAUAUGUACAAAUGACAAAGGCUAUGAGAAUCAAUAAGGUUAUGGAUCCAGAUGACCUAAUGGUACAUUAUAAAAAUGGGAUAACUAGAUCAGGGAGUUUUUGGCAAACUUUGGAUUAUGAAAUGGAUAGAGUAAUUGAAUUACAGCACCAUAAUCUCCCAUAUUAUUUCUACAUGUUAAUGCCAAAUCCACAAUAUAAAGAAUGGAAUAAGGCUGAAUGGGUAGCACACAAACCUAGAGGAUCAAUGAAAUCACAUACACAAUAUUGGGAUAAAAUAUAUUAUCUCCCGAUAUCAAGAAAUAAGGAUUUUCUCAGCGAACAUUCCAACACACCAUUAAUUAUAUUUAGAGGAAAUAUGACCAGACCAAAUAAAGAAAAUAUUGGAUUAUAUACAGCUCAUUUUCCAAAAGGAUACCUAAUACCACCAGAAGGAACCCCAACAGUAGUCAAGGCACCAGCUAUUAUACCAGACCUAAAAAGUCCAGCUAAAUUAGUUUUAUACCCUAGGAUUAGAAAAAUUGAAAUUACAAUAGAUUUGACAGCACUGAAACCACCUAUAGAAUAUUGUAGUGAUGUGAAUUUUAGAUUUGAUUUAGACUACUCAUCACCAACAAGAGUAGGAAGAAAACCACUACAAGCAAUGGCAGUAGCAGCCUUUAUGGCAGGAGCAAUUUUAGGUGGAAUAAUGGGUGGAGGAGUAUCAGCAGCAAUGAUAGAACCAAUAAAGGCAGAAAUAUACCACAUACAAGAAGUAAAUAAGAAAACAGCAGAAGCUUUAGCAGCUAUAUCAAAUUCUAUAGAUGGCAUGCAUACACUAAUACAAACUAUGCAAGGCGAGAUAAAAAUGUCACAAGACCUUUAUAAGGAACAAUUCUCCUAUCAAGCAAAACUUAUUAAUACUAACCAUAACAUGAUGAUGUGUCAAAUGUAUCGAACUCAAGUCAGUAAUAUGAAUAAUGAAUUAAAUAGUUUAUUUAGCACAGGGUUAGGGAGAAGAACAAGAGAAUAUCAAAGUAUACUAAACCCUGAAUAUGAAAGCUCAUGCACAGAUGGAUUAUGCAAUAUACAUUUAGUACAGAUCUUCUUACAAAAUUCAUUUUCAGCAUAUCAUUCCAAGGCGAUACCACAGCUAUAUACUGAAAGAACAGGAGUAUCAGAAUGGAACCACCAAUACUUAGUACCCAUAGACCAUUACUUAUGGACCAAUAUGAAUGACACACCAGUGUACAUACCAUUAGAAGACUCCAUAUCAUUAGGAGCAAAUACAUACGUUUAUCCACAUUUACCAGAAAGCACACUUGAAACUAGUCAAUUGGCAGUAACUACUAUCACACAGUCACUAGAAGAUACGGGAGAUUACACUUUCUUGAUAUGUGCUAAAUAUUUACCUACUUUAGUUAGCUGCAUAAAUCUUAAUGAAACCACAAUGAAUGAUGAUAUCACAACAUUCAAUAUUACAGAAUCAGGAUGCUAUAUGGUACACAACUGUAGCAUCCUACAAAUGAAUUUCACUAAUUAUGAUGGUAAAAACAUAACCAAACAAAGAGUGACCACAUUAACACUAGAAGAAAAACAUUAUUUUGAUGGCUCACACUUAUUUAAUGACCCAACAGAAUUAGAACAUCACCAAACAUUUGUAAAACAAGCAAUGGAGUUACAGCACAUUGCAGAUUUCAAUCAGAAACAACUGGAAUCCAUACAUAACAAAAUUAAAGAACAAGAUGCAGCCAUACAUACAUCACAAGCACAAACGCACAAUCUAGUGAAUCUGUUAAGAACAAAUACAUACAUACAUAAAGACUGGGCAAAACAGAUGCAGAAAUGCAGCUUUUGGGAUUAUUUAGGCAGACUAGUCAGAUUAGAUCUAAUAUGUACACCAAUUUACACAUGGUGGCACUGGAUAAAGUUAGCAACCUUUUGGUUUUUAGUAAUUUUAGGGAUAAGUAUUGCUUUAUGUUUGUCUAAAAAAAUCAAAUGCUUGAUAAUAACUCCAUGCUUAAGAUGUCUUACAGGAAUCAAGUAACAGGAAACCCACUUUGGAAUCCGUCAGGCAGACGCUUCGAUUUACUUAGUAAAAAUGGAAUGAGUAAUUUACUAUAUACCACAUACCAAAAAUAUAUGGAACCAUUGUCUGAUAUUUUCUAUAGAAUAGGUAUAUUAUCUAUGGCAGGAACGAUACAGGGAUGCAAAUACUGCACCCAUAAAUAUGCAAUGUUCUACCUAUCAGAACCAGGUGAGGUAGACAACCUCCCAAUGCUCUUGAUGCACUUAACGUUCCACUUGACAAUAGAAGGAGGUAUACAUGAUAUGAGAUUAAUUGGAGAUGGAUACAUGAGAUAUUAUGGAACCAUACAAUCUAGUGUAUAUAAAGUGAAUGGAAUGUACAAAAUACACAGAAAUAACAUGGAUGCAGCCCUACAUAUAAGCGCAGCUUUAGCUGCAGCAUAUGUGGGCCGCGGUAAUCACAGAAUAUAUGAAACAUAUAGAACAUGGCUAAAACAUAAUCCUGAUGAAGCAAUAAUAAGCAUUGAUAAAGAUUUCCUGAAUGACCCACAGUGGGAAACAGGAGAACCAAUGUAUUUACAAAGCAUAUGUACUAGAAUAUUGUGUAGAGAUUUUGUUAUAGAUGUGUUAAAAGAAUUUGCAGCUUAUAGCACUUGGUUGAAGUUAUAUAAUGCAUAUAUAGAGAAAAAACAUAAAAAUAAACCACCCAGAAUGAGAAGGAUAAGAAUGCUAGGAUUAACAAAUUAGGAUAACAUAUUGUAAAUCUCCAGGCUGCGACCUCAUGUGAUGCCUUUUAUGUUGAAGACAUUUCAGGCAUCAGGGGAUGGAAUGUAAGGAACACAUGUAAGGCCUAGGGUGAACAACCCUGGUCAGGAAUGAUAAGCAAUAGAAUGAUGUAAGUAAACCACAAAUGGAGUAGUGAUAAGCUAUAAGCUAUGUGUGGAAGUAGGGAUAAGACUAGAAACCUAGCCAGGAAAGAAUAUAAAAGAUGAAGCCUCAGACCCGACCAACAGAGCUCGUCAGGCCCUCGCGCGAGACGACUCUCCUCUGCCAGAGACGUGAGAUCCUGUCCCCAGUGCAGACGUGGCUGACCUGAGGAAGGCUGACCCAAGAUCCAGAGGAACAGACGUGGCGAGUCCGGACCUGUAUACCCGGAGAGGUACUCCUGCUUCCAUUUGGAAGACAGGAUGAAUAUUGCUUGUAAUCUUACUGUGUGAAUAAAUGAGUGUUAUACCAA
Messenger RNA from Peromyscus californicus insignis, 21324 nucleotides. RefSeq lists its product as uncharacterized. Gene Ontology annotation, biological process: DNA integration. Gene Ontology annotation, molecular function: nucleic acid binding; RNA-DNA hybrid ribonuclease activity. Bases 11350 to 12681 code for a protein of 443 amino acids. Lineage: Eukaryota; Metazoa; Chordata; Mammalia; Rodentia; Cricetidae. The record is from RefSeq and is a predicted model, not a curated record. The transcript is spliced from 2 exons.